AUGCAUGGGCCAUGGACAAUUCCAGACUCCGUGGUGAACAAAGCAGAACUGCUUCUUCAUCCUCUCAGCUUCUGCUUCAUUGAUAUGAUAAUCAGUGAAAACUCACACACGGCAACAAUGGCUUUACUCCCAUCUUUCCGUACUAUUAUCACUCGUUUUUACAGGCCAACGAAACCGCCUCCACAACUGAUCUUUUCCUCGCUUUUGUUCCCCAAAAAGCUCUCUUCUCUUUUCCCUCUCCCCCCUAAACCCCAACCACUUAAACCCCUUGCCUCCACUCGCCAAGAGACUAGUUUCGUUUCCAACAGAGAUGAGCGCUUGGUGGGUUUGGGUUCAGUGAACGAUGGUGGUUCAAUUGAGACCCAGAGCUCGACCAGCACCAUUGCAGCCAUCGUCACUUCUCUAGGAGGCCCUCCUGCUGCCGUUGGCAUUGUUCGUUUGUCUGGUCCCAACGCUGUCGAUAUCGCUGGCCGUGUUUUUUCCCCGGCUAAGAAGAAGAAGGGGUUUGAUUCAGGUUCGGGUUCUUGGAAACCUAAAAGUCAUAUUGUUGAAUAUGGCGUUGUUUUGGAUUCUCAGGGGAAUGUAGUUGAUGAGGUUUUAGCUGUGCCAAUGUUGGCUCCAAAAUCAUAUACUCGUGAAGAUGUGGUUGAGCUCCAGUGCCAUGGGAGUGAAGUGUGUCUGCGUCGUGUGUUGAAGGCUUGUUUAGAAGCUGGAGCAAGGCUUGCUGAACCAGGCGAGUUUACCCUCCGUGCGUUCUUAAAUGGUCGAUUAGAUCUUUCCCAAGCUGAAAAUGUUGGAAAAUUAAUUUCAGCUAAGUCUGUUGCUGCCGCUGAUGCAGCUUUGGCAGGAAUGCAGGGUGGCUUCUCUACUUUAGUCAGAUCAUUGCGAGGACAAUGCAUUGAGUUGCUUACUGAGAUAGAGGCUCGUUUAGAUUUUGAGGAUGAGAUGCCUCCACUCGAUGUCAACAUCAUUAUGGAUAGCAUGCAUGCCAUGUCUCAGGAUGUAGAGCACGCACUGGAAACUGCCAAUUAUGACAAACUUGUGCAAUCAGGAUUGCAGAUAGCAAUUGUUGGCCGUCCGAAUGUUGGGAAGUCAAGCCUCCUUAAUGCAUGGAGCAAAAGUGAGAGAGCAAUAGUUACAGAGAUUGCAGGAACCACUAGGGAUGUGGUGGAAGCCAGUGUCAGCGUUGCUGGUGUCGCUGUUACACUUCUUGAUACUGCAGGCAUCAGGGAAACUGAUGAUAUCGUGGAGAAGAUUGGUGUGGAAAGAUCUGAAGCUGUUGCAAUGGGUGCUGAUGUCAUCAUCAUGACGGUGAGUGCUAUUGAUGGAUGGACUCUGGAAGAUACGAAACUUGUUGAGAGGAUUCGAUCCAAUAUGGGAUCAGCAUCCAUUCCGAUGAUUCUAGUAAUCAAUAAAAUAGACUGUGCUUCAUCUGCUUGCUCUGAUUGGGUCAAUAGAGAAGCCAAGUUGUUCAGUAAGCAUGUCUUUACGUGUGCCAUCACUGGUCAAGGGAUACAUGACUUGGAGAAAUCAAUCUUACAGAUUGUUGGCCUAGACAAGAUUCCCGCUGGGGGCCGUAGAUGGACCGUUAAUCAGAGACAAUGCGAACAGCUGAUGCGAGCCAAGGAGGCUCUUGUAAGAUUGAAGUUGACGAUAGAGGAGGAUCUGCCUCUUGAUUUUUGGACAAUUGAUUUAAAAGAGGCUGCAUUGGCUCUUGGCCAGAUAAGUGGAGAUGACAUUUCUGAGGAGAUUUUAUCUAACAUUUUUGGUAAGUUCUGUAUUGGUAAAUAGUUGGUUGUGAAGUAGCUGAUGUAAAAUCACAAUUUUUUUUUUUUGUGAAAUUACUGUAUUUCAUAGAAUGUUAAAUGUAUGUUUAUUAAAUCGUAUAAAAAUUUAUAAAA
Messenger RNA from Gossypium arboreum, 1901 nucleotides. RefSeq lists its product as uncharacterized. Gene Ontology annotation, cellular component: cytosol; cytoplasm. Gene Ontology annotation, molecular function: GTP binding; protein binding; GTPase activity. Bases 1 to 1791 code for a protein of 596 amino acids. The record is from RefSeq and is a predicted model, not a curated record. The transcript has 10 exons. Gene Ontology annotation, biological process: tRNA methylation; tRNA wobble uridine modification. Lineage: Eukaryota; Viridiplantae; Streptophyta; Magnoliopsida; Malvales; Malvaceae.